AAGUAUUCUGGAGGUGGCACUUUCAUCAUUUCCAGUUUGAUCGGUUCAGCGGCUCGUUGGUCCGUUUCCGUUGGAGAUUGUAACUACCUGUAAAGGCUAAAAGAUGGCUGUUAGUGUCACGCCGAUUCGGGACACAAAAUGGCUAACGCUGGAGGUGUGUAGGGAGUUCCAAAGGGGGACUUGCUCACGACCAGACACGGAAUGUAAAUUUGCACACCCAUCGAAAAGCUGCCAAGUCGAAAAUGGACGUGUAAUCGCCUGCUUUGAUUCAUUGAAAGGUCGAUGCUCAAGGGAAAACUGCAAAUAUCUUCACCCACCACCACACUUAAAAACCCAGCUGGAGAUCAAUGGACGCAAUAACCUGAUCCAGCAGAAGAACAUGGCCAUGCUGGCCCAGCAGAUGCAGCUUGCCAAUGCCAUGAUGCCUGGAGCCCCGUUGCAGCCUGUGCCGAUGUUCUCCGUCGCACCCAGCCUCGCCGCCACCAAUGCCUCAGCCGCCUUCAACCCCUACCUGGGGCCUGUGUCCCCAGGCCUGGUCCCGGCGGAGAUCCUGCCCACGGCGCCCAUGCUGGUGACAGGGAACCCUGGAGUCCCCGUGCCUGCUGCUGCUGCUGCCGCUGCCCAGAAGCUGAUGAGGACAGACAGGCUGGAGGUGUGUCGAGAGUACCAACGUGGCAACUGCAACCGGGGGGAGAACGACUGCCGCUUCGCGCACCCCGCCGACAGCGCCAUGAUCGACACCAACGACAACACCGUCACCGUCUGCAUGGAUUACAUCAAAGGGAGGUGCUCCCGGGAAAAGUGCAAAUACUUCCACCCUCCUGCCCACCUGCAAGCCAAGAUCAAGGCUGCCCAGUACCAGGUUAACCAGGCUGCAGCUGCCCAGGCAGCAGCGACUGCAGCUGCCAUGACUCAGUCGGCUGUCAAAUCACUGAAGCGACCCCUCGAGGCAACCUUUGACCUGGGAAUUCCUCAAGCUGUACUCCCCCCAUUACCAAAGAGGCCUGCGCUUGAAAAAACCAAUGGUGCCACCGCAGUCUUUAACACUGGUAUUUUCCAGUACCAGCAAGCUCUUGCCAACAUGCAGUUACAGCAGCAUACAGCCUUCCUCCCACCAGGCUCAAUAUUGUGCAUGACACCCGCUACAAGUGUUGUUCCCAUGGUGCACGGUGCUACGCCAGCCACUGUGUCUGCAGCAACAACAUCUGCCACAAGUGUUCCCUUCGCUGCAACAGCCACAGCCAACCAGAUACCCAUAAUAUCUGCCGAACAUCUGACUAGCCACAAGUAUGUUACACAGAUGUAGACAUUUUGUCAUCAAACAAUCAUGAACGAAGAGCCAAGGAUCAGUGUGUUUGGGGUGGGGAAGAGGAGGAGCUCAUCAGCCAUAGUGUAUAUACAGCCAGCCACCCCCAGCCUCCCUCAGCAGUAAGCCCUCCACACGUUGCAUGUUCAGCGGGGCCGAGCCGGAGCGUGGCGGAUCCACCACACACUGUUGCCUAUCUUAACUUUGUACAUUGAAUUGAGAUCUUUGUGCUGAGGUGAUCUUUUCUUUUCUUUUCUUUUCAAUCCCUGUCCAAGGAGUACAGCAUCGUCUCUCUUUUCUAGCAGCAGGGAGAGAGAGGGGGUGAGGGGGGGGCCACCUGCCUGGGGUUUGGCCAGGCUCUUUUGGUUUUUCCCCCUCCACAAUCACAUCAAAGUCACCUUGAAAAGACAGCCAGUGGUGUACCCAUGACUCUUCCUGAUGGUGUUGGUACAUCCUGUAGACCAAGAGAUAAUCCUUUGGUUUGGGUUUGUUUUAUUUUUAAAAACAAAAAAAGUCAAACAACAACAAAAAAAAGUUUUAUUUCUUCUUCUUCUUUUUUUUUCUCUCCAAGGUUUACAAAUAACAAAAAAAAAAAAAGAAAAGGUGCACCUUGUAUUUAAAAAGUUGCCAUGAUAGAGGAGAGCCUGCAUGCACAGGAAAUCCUUUUGCCUGGGUUUGGUUUCGUUUCCUUUCCUUUUUGUUUGGUUGUUUGGUUGGUUUUUUAAAAGAGGACUAUUUUUUAAUGUUAAUGAGAUUGUGUAAGGGAAGAGGGGAAGGGGAGAGGGUAUCUUGACAGAUGAAUGUGCCAAGUGGAAAAAAAAAUACAAAACACCACAACUGUAUCUAUUCUAAAGCACACCCAUGGCUUUAAGUACCUCGUUGGGGAGGAUUCUCAUGAAGUGCCAUAGACUGUACAUCCCACCUAGAGUAUUAUUUUUCUGCAGUGUUAUUUUGCUCAGAACCACCUUUUUUCGAGGUUGUUUUUUUUGGGUUUUUUUCACUUGCUUUCUUCCAGUACCCAAGCAGUCAAAGGGCACCCUUCUGUUUCAAACCAAAGCUGUCUCAGAAAUGGCCAAGGAACUCCUCACAGCAGGCAAGCAAGGAAGAAGGGAUGGAAAAGAGAUUCCCCAGCCACAGAGGAGCCCACCCUGGCCGUAGGGUCGAGCUCUCCCAGUCGCGAAAGGGAAAAAGCCAUUUCUGAGACACAGCCACAAACGCUUUGAGGAACUUCUUGGGGGGGUUUGUUUUAUUGGGUUUGCUUUUGGUCUUUUUUUUUUUCCUCUAUUUAUAGCCUCUUGUGGCAAGUCGAAAGGACUCUAAAACAUUCUGCAGAGGUAGGGUUUCACUUUUUCCUUUGCCACAGUCGCCCUGUGAGGCGGCGACUCUAAAGACAAAGACGAGAGAAGCACUGACAGCAGCUGCAUGGCAAAACCAAAAGAUGACAAAUGGAGAUGUUUAAUUAGCCUAGGAAAAUGGGGUGGGGUCAAUACUAGGGGUGAGUUUUAUAUGUGAUUUCUUUUUGUUUGUUUGUUUGGGCCUUUUUUGGGGGGGGGAGGAGGGAGGGUUGUUGUUCAGAUUAACUGCUUAUAGCCUUAGAAAGCCUUUACAAACUGUAAGAAAAAAAAACAACGUUAAAAAAACCAUAAAAAAAAAGAAAAAAGCAGACAAAAAAAGAUAAAUCAAUAGAUGUGCAUUCAAGUUUUAAAGAGUGGAUUCAUCCAAAGGAAUUGGAUGGUGCAGCCAGGAAAGGGUCGUUCUUGCCCCGUUCAGCCCAGCGCUGCGGUAGGGGCCGGGUGGCUGGGAGAGGUAGGAGGAAGCGCAGGUUCGGUUCUAGAACUCUCUGUACUUCCCAGCUCCCUGCUGGGGUUUUGGUUUUUUUAAUGCUGGAGGGAGAUGCUUUGCAGGAGCCAGGUGUUGAUUUCUGAUUGUACUGUACAUCUAUUAAAGCCUUAGAUGAUUACCUUACGGGUUCCAACCCAUACCAAUGUAACUUCAGUCGUGUUAAGGAAGCAUAGUGACUUCACAUCUUAGCGUAGUUAUUCCAGUAGCGGAUAUUAAGUUGGGGUUUGUUUUUUUUUUUUCUCUCCUUGUUUUUAUCCUGCUUUUCCUUUCUUACAUUUAUUAGUUUCCUAGUUGGAUAGCAGUUCAGUUUCUAAGCCUUUUAUUUCAUCAAUGACUUUUCACACACCUAACAAAACCAAACCAAUUCCCCCCCUGCCUCCCCGCCUCCAAACCCCCAACCCAAAGGAGUUUUCUUUUCCUUCAUCACCUCCUCAGUUGGGUCAUAGGAGUUCUUCUUCUUCUUGAAACUGAAUGAUUUCUGUUUUGCUGAUUUCAACAUGACAAUGUAAGAAUGUCAGUCAUUUGUUAGUUCUUGUCUCUAGUUCUCAUUAAAAAAAGAAAAAACAAAGAUCUUUUCUAUGGAUAUCUUAAUAAUUCUAUAAUCAUUGCUAAGUAAAGGACAUUUUUAAGUUUGUUGCUAUGGCAACAAUCCUGGCAGGCAACUGAGUUAAGAUUUUAAUGAUUUAUAUAUUUUUUCCCCCCUUUGUUUGUAAUUAGUUGUUAAGGAGAUUAAAAAAAAAAAGGUAUAAAAAAAAUUAAAAAAAAAAUUUAGUUCCUAGAUAUUAGAAAAAAAAAUUAUUUUCUACUGUAUCCAUUUCAAAUGUUGUUUAAAUAUAUAUAUUUUUUUUUUUUGGUGGAAAUCCCUGAAUAUCAGGCCUUGGUAUAUAAAUAAGCUGCAUAAUCAAAUAGAUCAAGGGACUUUUGUUGUUAUUGUUGUUUUUGGGGGGGAAGGGGUUUGGGGGCCAUUGGUUGGUUGUUUUUUGGGUGUUUUGGGUUUUGUUUUGUUGGUUUUUUUGUUGUUGAUAAUCCAAAUACUCCAAAAGUUUACGUAACAAGAAUUCUAUAGAGCGUGUGUGCAAACUCUUGAGGGGUUGAUUAUGCUGCAGUUCAGGCAAGUUGAGAGGGAGGGGAGGGGGAAGGUCUAGAAGAGAAGGUUGACUUUUUGCACUUCUGUAUAUAGUUAAAAAUAAAGAAAUAAAUAAAUAAAACAAAAAAAAGAGAGCGAGAGAGAGAAACCUGUAUAAUAGUAAGAUCUUAUUUUGAAUAAAAAUGUCUAUAAUUACAAAGUUUUGUUAAGGCUUAAUUAAAAAAAAAUAAUACUACUACUUUAAAAGAAUAAAAAUCCUUUUAAAAAGAAAAACCCUUUAGAAAGAAAAACCCUUUAAGAAAGAAAAACCCUUUAGAAAAGUCCUUUAAAAAA
Messenger RNA from Indicator indicator, 4568 nucleotides. RefSeq names its product muscleblind like splicing regulator 1 (gene MBNL1). The coding region runs from base 104 to 1306 and encodes 400 amino acids. The record is from RefSeq and is a predicted model, not a curated record. The transcript is spliced from 10 exons. Lineage: Eukaryota; Metazoa; Chordata; Aves; Piciformes; Indicatoridae. Gene Ontology annotation, molecular function: metal ion binding.